This is a messenger RNA of Trichoplusia ni (cabbage looper), 1233 nucleotides long. RefSeq lists its product as uncharacterized. Gene Ontology annotation, biological process: DNA integration. Gene Ontology annotation, molecular function: nucleic acid binding. NCBI's taxonomy places the organism in Eukaryota, Metazoa, Arthropoda, Insecta, Lepidoptera, Noctuidae. The record is from RefSeq and is a predicted model, not a curated record. The transcript has a single exon. Bases 1 to 1233 code for a protein of 410 amino acids.
AUGCGAGUGAGGGGCCGGAUUGAAGCCUCCCUCGCGCCGACAGAGACCAAGCGACCUGUUAUAUUGGACGGCCGCCAUCCGCUGACCAAGUUGUUGGUAGAGAAGGAGCACUGCGCUGCAGGCCACGCAAAUAGAGAGCGCGUGACGAACGACUUGCGUCAGCGCUACUGGAUAAUUCAUAUUAGACCCACAGUACGCGCCGUGGAGAGGAGCUGUGCGUUCUGCAGACGGCGUCGAGCUACGCCACGAACGCCAGCCACAGGAGACCUGCCACGCGCCCGCCUUGACCCUUUCCACCGCCCGUUCACCAACUGCGGAGUGAACUACUUCGGGCCCAUGAUGGUCAAGGUGGGGCGCCGCCGAGAGAAGAGAUGGGGUGCACUCUUCACGUGCCUUACCUGCCGCGCUGUACACCUCGAACUCGUCGCGUCGCUGUCCACCGACUCGGCCAUCAUGGCGCUGAGACGAAUGGCUGCGCGACGAGGCUGGCCUCGACUAAUGUACAGCGACAACGCAACCAACUUCCGUGGGGCCGACCAAGAGCUGCGCAACGCCUACGCCGAGUGGGCGCCUGCCUUGCGAGACGAGGGACUGCUGCAUCGGAUGGAGUGGCGCUUCAUUCCUCCUGGUGCGCCCAACCAAGGCGGUGCUUGGGAGCGUAUGGUACGCUCUGUGAAAACCGCGCUGAGUGUGACGCUCCGCGAGAAGGCGCCGGCAGAGGAAGUGUUGCUGACCCUGCUGACCGAGGCCGAGUUUUCGAUCAACGCUCGACCUCUAACUCAUGUCAGCGUGAACCCAAGCGAUCCGGAAGCGCUGACACCGAACCACUUCCUGUUGGGCUCGUCGGGCGGACUGCCGACGACGGGACCCUGCAACGAAGCCGACCGAAGGACCUGGCGAGUCAGCCAGGCGCUCGCCGACCACUUUUGGAGGAGAUGGGUUCACGAGUAUCUUCCCACUCUGAUCCCACGCGGCGAGCCACGAAACAACGCACGACCCGUACAGACCGGCGACGUAGUCCUCAUCGUCGACAGCACGUUGCCACGUAACACGUGGCCGAUGGGAGUCGUCGAGCGCACGCACAGCGGACCGGACGGCAGCAUCAGAGUCGUCGAGGUGCGGACGAGGACCGGGACUUUCCGACGCCCCGUCGGGAAACUCGUCGUCCUGCUGAAGAAGGAAGAGGCUACGCAGGCUGCGCCGGGGGGAGAGCUGUUACGGACGCCGAGUUGA